GAAACGAAUGGUUUUUGAAACUUAACGUCAAUAACUACAAUGAAAAAAACAAGAAUAGUGGUCAUACUUUGCUUUUUUCUUAUUGGUUUGAUUUUACACAAGAUUUGGAAAAGAAACUAUGUCAAGAAUAUUGAAUCUUGUUAUGAAACUGUACAUAUAUUCUCUGCAGUAGCACAAGCAAAAACAAAAUGGAAUUAUAUAGAAAGUAUUGUUCUUAACGUCCUAGACGGAUCUGAACAUUCAAAUUGUGACUGCUGUAUAUAUGGAUACCAAGGAACACCUAUUCAUCGUGUAAAUGCCAUUGUCAAAGAAACCUACAUUCACAACAGUAAAUUCACUAACUUAAUAGCAAGACAGUUCCAAUGUUUUGUUAAACAAAUGGGUUUUAAGAUUGUAAACAUACAAUUACUUGGAAAAAUGGAAUCUUGUAGUAUUUCAUAUAAUCGUCAUCCUGUGUUAUAUCCAGAGAUAAAAGUCAAUGGAUUCGGAAUAUGUGCAAAAAUAGCCUACAAUUAUUUAAAUCCAUUACACCUUAUUGAGUGGUUCGAAUAUCAAAAAAUGAUGGAUGUAGAUACGGUGCUCAUAUCUUUACAGUCCUUAAACAAAGAUGCUUAUAAAGUGCUAAAAUAUUAUGAAAGAGAAGGAAUUGCAAAACUCAUUUAUUUUCCAAAUGAAAUGCCCGGAGAGUUAGAUCGAGGAUUUACGCCUAGAAAAUGGCAUUACCAUCAAAGCACUCACGAUGAACAGGUAGCAGUGUAUUCAUGUAAAGAAUUUUUACAGGGUUUCGCCUUUGUAGCGAUUAUAGAUUUUGAUGAAAUUAUUGUUAAUGAUCGAUUUUCAACAUACAAAAAAAUACUAAUGUCGGAGUUAUUACCCUCUUAUCUGGAUGCUGCUGCCUUCACCCUGAAUGUGUCUUUCUUCAUAAUGGAUUGGGGAGUAUCAGGAGUAGAACCGUUGCUAACCAGUAAAUACAUUAAAAGAACCUACCCAGUUUCAGAUCGACAUAAAAAUAUCUAUUUGCCAAACAGAACAGACACGCUUGAUACUCAUAAAAUUUGGCCAAGGAAUGGAUACAAAAGGAUUUGGCUUCGAUCUCACAAUGUUAUCCUGCAUCAUUACAGAAAAUGCAGCAAAUUAAAUAUUUUUCCGGGUGACUGCAUGACAUUCCCAAAAUAUAGAGAUACUAAAAUGAUAAGAAUAAUGCCAAAAUUAUACGCCAGAGUUGUUGCGGCUAAACAAAGAUGUAAAAUAUAAUAAUCGGCGUAUGGUUUCAAAGAAAGACGAACUUGUUUUGGAAAUAAAGACAAGGUGAUCUCCAUUCACAAUGAUCAAUCAGAUAUGUUUGCUGCUAUAAAUAUGACAACUUUUACCAUGUCCUAUCUAAAUUAGUCAAAUGUCAGAAUUCAACAACUUUAUCAUAUUUAUAUUACAAUCAUUGUCUGAUAAUUAUUAUAGUUUCUUCAGUUUCAACAACAACAAACAACAUUACAAUUUACAACCCAGGAGUAUUAUUAACAUAAUUCACAAAACUUACCUUUUUGUCAAUAAAGUA
Mytilus californianus (California mussel) is the source of this 1552-nucleotide messenger RNA. RefSeq lists its product as uncharacterized. The transcript has 6 exons. Lineage: Eukaryota; Metazoa; Mollusca; Bivalvia; Mytilida; Mytilidae. The coding region runs from base 40 to 1254 and encodes 404 amino acids. The record is from RefSeq and is a predicted model, not a curated record.